GUAACUGUUGUCAGUGAUCGAAAUCAAUUAUCAUCAGAGAAAAAUAAAAAAGGUGCCUAAAUUUAGUUUUAAAUUAUAUUUAAAAUGUAGCGAUAUCCGCAGUACUUAGGAGAGAGAAGGGUGAAAAGGAAGGCAUCGUCUGCUGGAAGGAAGAGACUUGAGAACACGCAUAUAUAUAUACAUAUAUUUCACGGUUAACAUUAGCUGGAACUCUACAAAAUCCAGGCUUCUUUUAUGCUUUUGCAAUUUAUUCAAAAAAUAAGAGAGAAAGAGUAGAUAUUAUAUCGCAAAUCAAGCACUAACGAGAUAAAAAUGGAUGUAACGGAGUUGUGGGCAAUCUUCGGGCCGGGUGUGGCGGGCGCAGUUUUCGGGGCCGGAUGGUGGUUCUGGGUUGACGCCGUUGUUUGCAGCGCUGUUAAAAUUUCAUUCAUCCAUUAUCUACCUGGGAUAUUUGCGUCGAUUGCCGCUUUGAUGUUCAAUUGUGUGCGGAAAGAGGAUAUUGACUAUUCUCCUUAUGAAGAAGGCGAGUGGAGGCAAGUAAUUUCUCUCUUUCUCGCCUUAUCCCUUUUUAAAUAGUAUUAUUCCUCACUU
Molecule: messenger RNA, 591 nt
Organism: Carica papaya (papaya)
Lineage: Eukaryota; Viridiplantae; Streptophyta; Magnoliopsida; Brassicales; Caricaceae
Source: RefSeq, a predicted model, not a curated record